Molecule: messenger RNA, 2554 nt
Organism: Ostrinia nubilalis (European corn borer)
Lineage: Eukaryota; Metazoa; Arthropoda; Insecta; Lepidoptera; Crambidae
Product: juvenile hormone esterase-like
Exons: 4
Coding region: 157-1803 (548 amino acids)
Molecular function (GO): serine hydrolase activity
Source: RefSeq, a predicted model, not a curated record
AGCGUGCAAUUUUUAAACGUCAUUAGUAUAAUUUUAGCGACUUUUAGUGAUUGCCGCAACUUAAAAAUAAUCGUAUCAUCGUACUGCAACCGCAGUCAUCGGGACAUGACGAGAAAUUUAUUUCUAGUCUGACUGUAUUGAAAUAAUUUUGUAACGAUGGUGCAAGUGAGGGUGGCUGAAGGUGUUCUGGAUGGAGAAUCAGUAACCAGUGGAGGCAAGACGUUCUACAGUUUUAAAGGCAUCCCGUACGCUGCACCUCCAGUAGGAAAUUUAAGAUUCAAGGCUCCCCAACCGCCGAUCCCAUGGGAUGGAGUCCGAGAUGCCAAAAAGUUUGGUGACAUUUGUUAUCAAUUCAACUAUUUAACGCAAUCCCGCGAGAAAGGCAGCGAGGAUUGUCUUUAUCUCAACGUUUACUCGCCCAAUUUGAAGCCGGCCCAACGUUUGCCGGUCAUGAUCUGGAUCCACGGAGGCGCCUUCUGUUGCGGCAGCGGCAACGACGACAUCUACGGACCCGACUACCUCAUCGAAAACGAAGUAAUCCUCGUCACCCUAAACUACAGACUAGAAGUCCUUGGAUUUCUGUGUCUGGACACCGAAGACGUUCCAGGCAAUGCGGGAAUAAAAGACCAAGUCGCCGCAAUGAGAUGGGUCAGAAAGAACAUCUCUAACUUCGGUGGUGACCCUGAAAACAUCACCAUUUUUGGACAGAGUGCUGGAGCCGCCUGCGUCACCUACCACUGUGUCUCGCCGAUGACCAAGGGUCUGUUCAAAAGGGCCAUCGCUCAAAGCGGAUGCAUGCUGAACUCCUGGGCGCAUGCCUACAGACCGCGCGAAAGAGCAAUCGCUCUGGCUAAGCACUUAGGAUGGACUUCGGAACAAGAACAAGACCUCUAUGAGUUCUUCAAAUCCCAACCCAUGGAAUCUAUUGCGGAAAUUCAAAUACCGAUAAUGGCGCGCGAAACAGAUUUAUCAAUGUACGAAAUUCAGUUUACAGUUGUUAGUGAAAAAAUAUUUCCUAACGUUGAAACGUAUUUUACUGGUGAUAUUAUAGAAGCACUCAAAACGAAUAUACACGAAGGAAUCGAACUAAUUAUAGGCUACAAUGAAGAUGAGGGAACUUCGAAUGUAAUGGUGACUCGCAACAUGGAAAAUAUGAUUAAUCAAGCAAACACCUAUGAUGACUUUUUUCUCUCAAAACCCUUGUCUUUAUACUGCAGUGUAGAUGGUGAUAAAAUUGAUAUGGCAAACACAAUGAAAAAAUAUUACUUAGGGAAUAAAAGAGUGCAGAUAAAAAAUGUAGACGCAUUAUCGAAUUAUUUUUCUGCCGAAGGCAUCAAAUUUGGGAUAUGGGAGUUCGCAAAAUAUUUCGCUGCCCAAAACAAAGUGUACAUGUAUAAAUUCGGUUGUAAAUCUGAGAGGAACUUAUUUUCUAAAAUAUAUGGCGUGACAAAAUACUACAACAACGCACAUUUGGUGGGGCACUGUGAUGAAAUGGGAUACCUUUUCCCAGUCAAAAUUAUAAAACAGAAUAUUAAGGCGUCUUCUGACACGUUCGCGAUGAUCAAAACGAUGUCAACAAUGUGGACUAAUUUUGCAAAACAAGGGAACCCAAACAUAAACUCCGGUCUAAUGCCCAUGUGGAGGCAGUUCAAAGCUGACUCACAGCACUACCUGAUGAUCGGGAGGGACCUGAUCCGGCGCAGGAUACCUGACAAGGAAGAGCAAGAAUUCUGGCAAAAUUUGUACAACAAAUACUUACCUCGUUACCUUUACCAGAACUGUAACAAACUAUUAAGUGUAUAAUAAUUGCUGUAAAUUGAGGAGAUGACGAGUAUUUUUAGGCGAUCCCUUCCAUUCGCAUACUGGUUUACUUCUAAUAUACUUUGGCAUAAAAUCCUUGGUAUAGUUUUUUAUCGCAUAAUAUUACAUUAUGCCAAAAUUUACAGGUUGACUUUGAAAUCGUUGGCAUUCUUUUAUUAAAUGACUCUACUCAUGAUCCAUAGUGCAUUCCCCAAAUAUGAGACAAACCCAAUGAGUUGAAAUAUUUAAAAUCUUGCACAGACACAUCAAGCUGGAUACUUACUGUGGCAACUUACUUGUGGAUUGGUCUCAUAUUUGUUCUAUGUAUCAUGAGUAGAUUCUUAUUUUAAAAGGAUACCAACGAUUUCAAAGUCACCCUGUACGUAUUAUGCCUAAAAAUUUUAUGCAAAUGGAAAGGGAACAUUUUCAUAGAUUAUUAAGAUCCGGUAUCAGGCAUACCACUUUCAUCAUGCAUUUAACUGGAAGCUUGGCUGAUUUCUGUAGGUAUUAUUUUAAGUAUCGCCGACAAAAUUGUUUGUUAACCUAAUAUUAAUGAUUCGUUUCGUUCGUUUGCCUCCUGUCACAUAAAAAAAAACAUUAAUGAUAAAUAAAUAGUUUAAAAGAGCUUUUUUCAUUAACAGUGCAUGGGGCUUAAUAAAUAAGUAAAAACAAACUAUGAAUUAGAUAUCUAUGUAAUUACUGUUUAAAAUUGUUUUUGUUUGCUUUUUUAUGGUUAUUAUUUUUUGCCAAAUAA